UCCUGACGUCACGACGCUCUCGAUGUUUGGUUUGAGCGCGGUGCCAUGUCAUGUCAUGCCAUGUUAGCGGAAAGCGGCGACGGAAAGCCGGAGGACGUGCCGGAGGACGGGCGGACGCACGCGGACAGGUCUGUGUCCAGCCCCAGCAGCCGGGACGACGCCCUGGACGCCCUUCUGAGCCACGUCCCCCGCUGCCCUCUGACGCCUUCGCUGUCUCCUCGAAAGCGAACCACGAGCCAGUCCAAGACGGAGCCCCCCCUGCUGAGGACCAACAAGAGGACCAUCUACACGGCGGGCCGGCCCCCCUGGUACAACGUCACUGGGACCACCUUCAAAGAGGCCUUUGUGAUCGGUUUGUGUGGCGGAAGCGCGUCUGGGAAAACCACCGUGGCCAAUAAGAUCAUCGAGGCUUUGGACGUUCCCUGGGUGGUUCUGCUGUCCAUGGACUCCUUCUACAGGGUGCUGAACAAGGAGGAGCAGGAGCUGGCUGCCAAGAACGAGUACAACUUCGAUCAUCCCGACGCCUUCGACUUCGAGCUUCUCAUCUCCGUUCUGCGGAAGCUGAAGAAAGGGAAGAGCGUCAAAGUGCCGGUGUACGACUUCACUUCCCACUGCAGACGCAAAGAAUGGAAAACCGUCUACGGCGCCAACGUGGUCAUCUUUGAGGGCAUCCUGGCCUUUGCCAACAAGGAGCUGUUGAAGCUUCUGGACAUGAAGGUGUUUGUGGACACGGACUCGGACAUCCGCCUCAUACGGAGGCUGAAGAGGGACAUUUCCCAGCGUGGACGGGACGUCAGCGGCAUCAUCAAACAGUACAAUAAAUUCGUAAAGCCGGCGUUUGAGCAGUACAUCGAGCCCACGGUGCAGGUGGCGGACAUCGUGGUUCCCAGAGGUGGAGAGAACUUUGUGGCUCUGGACCUGAUCGUCCAGCACGUCCACAGCCAGCUGGAGAAGAGGAAGCUGCGCUGGGACAUAUCAGCUCUGGCUUCAGCUCACCAGGGCCAGCCGUUACCCAGAACCCUCAGCGUGUUGGAGGCCAGCCCCCAGGUCCGCGGCAUGCACACCAUCAUCAGGAACAAAGAGACCAACCGGGACGAGUUCAUCUUCUACUCCAAGAGGUUAAUGCGGCUCCUGAUCGAACACGCACUCUCCUUCCUGCCUCUGGAGCCCGUAUCCGUGGAGACGCCUCAGGGCGGAGUCUAUGAGGGGAAGAGGCUGAGCGGGAAGAGGAUAACGGGCGUUUCCAUCCUGAGGGCAGGGGAGACCAUGGAGCAGGCCCUCAUGGCCGUCUGCAAGGACAUCCGCCUGGGGAAGAUCCUCAUCCAGACCAACCACGACACGGGAGAGCCGGAGCUGCACUACCUGCGUCUGCCCAAAGACAUCAGCGAGGACUACGUCAUCCUUGUGGACAGCACCGUCUCCACCGGAGCGGCCGCUCUCAUGGCCGUGAGAGUCCUGCUGGACCACGACGUGCCGGAGGACAAAAUCUUCCUGCUGUCGCUGCUGAUGGCGGAGAUGGGCGUUCACUCGGUGGCCUACGCCUUCCCGAAGGUCCGCAUCAUCACCACCGCCGUGGACAAGGAGGUCAACGACCAGUUUCACAUCAUCCCCGGCAUCGGGAAUUUUGGGGAUCGUUUCUUCGGCACCGAUGCGCCGUCAGACUGGUGUGAAAGCGAUGACGGCUUGAGCUUCUGAGGAGGAGGAGGAGGAGGAGGAGGAGGAGGAGGAGGU
Oryzias latipes (Japanese medaka) is the source of this 1731-nucleotide messenger RNA. RefSeq names its product uridine-cytidine kinase-like 1. The record is from RefSeq and is a predicted model, not a curated record. Gene Ontology annotation, molecular function: kinase activity; ATP binding. NCBI's taxonomy places the organism in Eukaryota, Metazoa, Chordata, Actinopteri, Beloniformes, Adrianichthyidae.